Messenger RNA from Exophiala viscosa, 666 nucleotides. RefSeq lists its product as uncharacterized. The record is from RefSeq and is a predicted model, not a curated record. The coding region runs from base 1 to 666 and encodes 221 amino acids. Lineage: Eukaryota; Fungi; Ascomycota; Eurotiomycetes; Chaetothyriales; Herpotrichiellaceae. The transcript has a single exon.
AUGGAUCCAGCCAUUCGUGACCUCUUCUACGAGCUCUUCGUCAUCAUCAAAGACCCGAAAUCCGGAGAAGAGCAGCUCGACCUUGGCGUCAAGAUCGCUCUCGAAAUCCAAAACAAGCUGAAGACUGACCCUCAGUACACCACACAGCAUCUGCCAGACCUCGACGCAGCCAAGGAACGGAUUGGACUCAAGCUGGCCAUGGAGAAGAGGGUCAAGGAGAUCAAACAGACCAUGGCAGAAGCCCUCAACAAGCACCUUGCUGCAGCAACCUGGAACGGCACCGGCGGCGAAGAUGAUUAUGAGAACAAAGCGAGUAGGGACGCAGGCUCGAAGCGCAAGCAAUUGGCGGUCGACGACAUGGACGAGGCCUUGAAAGAGCUGGGUCGAUUGAAGAAGAAGCUGAAGCGGGACACCCAGCCAGCGCCGAAGGGAGAAGUGGCCAAUGUCAAGGUCGAGCAGAAGGCGCCAGGAGACGCAAAUCCUGCCAAGAAGGAGCUCUCCAACGACACCACCACAGUGCUUGGGGGAGAUGGAAAUCCACCAGCAAUGACAAUGUCAACAUUUGAUUGGAGACCAUUGCGGUAUCUACCACCACCUCGGGGACUUCGCCCUUCCAUAAUGAAGUGGCCACGACCUUUGCCGGGACAACAAAGCCAGAACCCUUAG